Messenger RNA from Aspergillus eucalypticola CBS 122712, 927 nucleotides. Its product is annotated as M24 family metallopeptidase. The coding region runs from base 69 to 761 and encodes 230 amino acids. The record is from RefSeq and is a predicted model, not a curated record. NCBI's taxonomy places the organism in Eukaryota, Fungi, Ascomycota, Eurotiomycetes, Eurotiales, Aspergillaceae. The transcript has a single exon.
CGCAUUUCUCAAAUUUAUCCCAUUCCAAUUUAGUUUCCUGGUCUGGGACUUCGUUGUCGCUAUUUAAAAUGUCAUCAUCAAUUGAAAGCGACCGCGCUGCCUACCUUCUUGACGCGCAAAACAAAGCGGUGCAACUAUUUGAGGAAAUCGAACGAGACCUGAUUCGACCGGGCGUGAGUGAAAAGACACUCAGCACUGAGAUCCACGAGCUGGGAGCUAAACGCCAUGGAGUCCGUACUCACUGGCAUAAACGAGUGGUCCGCAGUGGACCAAACACCCUGAGUCCCUUUGCCGAGAACCCGCCCGAUCGCAUCAUUCAGCCCGACGAUAUCCUGGUGGUGGACCUCGGCCCAGUCUUCGAAGAAUGGGAAGCGGACUUCGGGCGCACAUAUGUUCUGGGAGAUGACCCGGCGAAGCUGAAACUACGCGAUGCGCUGGACCCCAUAUGGCACACGGUCAAGCGACGGUUUCGAGAGAACCCAGAUAUGACAGCGGAGGAAUUGUACGCCAUCGCCUGCCAAGAGGUUCAACAAGCGGGAUGGGAUUUCGGUGCUCCCAUCGCAGGUCACCUGGUGGGUUCUUUCCCGCAUGAGAGAAUUCCGAAUGAUAAAAUCAGUUUGUAUAUCGCACAAGGCAAUGGGGAUAAGAUGAUGGUCCCCGGUCGCGAUGGGCACAUGCGGCACUGGAUCCUGGAGAUCCACAUUCACGAUCGGGCGCGCGGAUUCGGGGGGUUCUGCGAGCAGUUAUUGACGGUGGAUUGAUGCGAUGUGCUGGAUGCGCCUAUCAUGCGGAGAAAACGUCAGCAGACAGGUCAUGGAUGCCUUGGAGGGCAAAUGCCGUGAUUAUGGGGUCUUUCACACCAUUAAACAAGAAUUAGAGGAUAUAGGAACCAGAGUAUAGAAGAUUAGAGAUAUCAGGACUUCUGAU